Suillus subaureus is the source of this 793-nucleotide messenger RNA. RefSeq lists its product as uncharacterized. Bases 288 to 647 code for a protein of 119 amino acids. The record is from RefSeq and is a predicted model, not a curated record. Lineage: Eukaryota; Fungi; Basidiomycota; Agaricomycetes; Boletales; Suillaceae. The transcript is spliced from 4 exons.
GUAUCAUGUUUGUUUGUUGUCGCGUUCAAUUUAGCGUCUGGCCCACGCUGGCUCAACGAUAUCAAUGGUGCCUACAAACUACGCUGACUGUAUUAUUGAUAUGGGGCUGUAGUCACAAAGUGCUCUGCAAAUACGCCAUACUCUUCCACCAUUCACAUCUCUCCCAAUAUCGUCUAUAUCACCUUCCACGGAAUCAUCUCCAUGAUGCGGAACAAGAGUAUUCCCUGGGGAACAAGUCUUAACUACCUCUCACACUCAUUCACGGACGCAGGGCUUACACCAUUCAAAUGUGUACGUUGCACUUAUCGCGAGCUCGUGGUCGAGACGGAGUUAGACUGUUGCAAGAUUUUGACAAGAACUUGCUGAGCGCUAUUCUGUCAAGCUCGACGUCACUUUUCGGCACGAUAGUUGGUUUCUCAUUAUUCGGUCUUGCACUGGCAGCGCAUUUCGGGCAGCUCGGAAUAAAGAAGAGAAAUCUCUUGCAGAGUGAGUGCCCUCAUUCGCCACAACAUUCAUUAUGCCACAGCUAUGAUACUGAUACUGACGUCGUGAGCAGACCUCGGCGGACAUGCAUUGUCAAUGGUUAUGCUGGGCAUACCUGUGGGACGAACGUGCAGCGGUUAUGCUUGCGCAGAGGCGUACGGUGAUUACUGAAUGGAGAGAACAGAAGUUGGCGCAUACUGCGUGAUUUAUUGUAGAUUUUUCUGUGCGGAGGUGAGUUCGUGAUUCUUGAUCCUUUUGUUGUUGUGAUGGUGGGCUGAAUCCCUCGAAGGUCAUGCGAGGCAUAUGUGGG